AUGUCGAAGAUUGUGACGUCGGCAGGAGAUGCCGCUGCUUACAUGGAGCUGGUCGAUCGCAGCAACGAAUGCACCAAGCUGAUCAAGGUGGGGAAGCUGAAGGAGGCUGAGAAGCUGCUACGUAACGUAUUGGCGCGCAAGCCCGCGGCGGGUUUUGACGAGGUGUCGGUGGCUCUGACGCAGAACGAGUUGGGUGGUGUUCUGCGGCAACUGGGCGAGAUGGACGAAGCACUUGAGCUUCUCACCAAGGCGCUCGAGGUACGCGACCGAGCGGAUGAGGAAGCGGACAUUAUUACUGCUCUGCGGGAUGGCAACAUCACGCGCGACGAGAUCGGGAAGGUGUAUGAGGCCAAAGGCGACUGCGCCAACGCAUUGGGGGUGCGGCAGCUAGGCAAGCGAAUCUGUGGCAAUGAGGCCUGCGAGGCGCUUGACUACGAAGAAGCGCCAGGACUGGAAGAGCCGCCACAAGCCGCUGUGUGA
Molecule: messenger RNA, 480 nt
Organism: Phytophthora infestans T30-4
Lineage: Eukaryota; Oomycota; Peronosporomycetes; Peronosporales; Peronosporaceae
Exons: 2
Coding region: 1-480 (159 amino acids)
Molecular function (GO): protein binding
Source: RefSeq, a predicted model, not a curated record